UCGCUGGAAGUGGUGUUUCCUCAACUGGCGUCGCCGCACGCCUUCGUCAGUUCGUCUUCUUGCGCGCCAUCCUCCGCCCGUACGUCUCUUCCCCGGCCUCCCCUCGCCGUUUCGCGUUUUGCCUCCGCGUCUAAGAAAGCAAAUCACGCAACCGAGAUCCUUAAAGGCAAAGAAACUACGCCAUUUAUGCCGGCCAUCUUGCACGGCCCGCAAAGAUGCCGCCGCCUCAGCAGCCGCGCCGGCCUCAAGGAGGCCGUCCCCGUCCUCCCACGCCGACGUCACCCAUGGCGUACUCCGACGACAUGGCGGAAUUCUACGACACCUGGGUGGGCCGCGAGGAGCAGAUCGUGGCCGACCUCACGGCCGCGCUGGCGCUGCCGCCCCGGCGCCGCCGCGACGCACUGCCGCCGCUCGUGGACGUCGCCGUCGGCCACGUCGCCGCCUACUACGAGCACAAGGCCCGCCUCGCCGACCGCGACGUGGUGGCCGCGCUCGACCCGCGCUGGCUCAACCCGCUCGAACGCACCUUCCUCUGGGCCUGGGGCUGGAAGCCCGCGCUGGUGUUCCGCUUCGUGGAGACCGGCGGUGUCGGCGUCGGCGGCAUGGGUUCCACGCAGCGGCGCGCGCUCGAGGACCUCCGCGCCGCCACAGCGGCCGCGGAGCGGGAGGUGGGCCGCGAGGUGGCGGCCGUGCAGGAGUCCCUGGCGGGCCCGCGCGUGCUGGCGGCGCUGCGCCGCCAGCACGCCCCGGGAAACGGGGAGGCGGACGACGCCGUGGCCGCGGUCGGGCGCUCGCUGCGCGUGCUGCUGGGCGCGGCCGACGCGCUGCGGGAGCGCACGCUGCGCGGCGUCGUCGGCCUGCUCGCGCCGGACCAGGCGGCCGCGUUCGUGGCGGCCAUGCUCAGGUUCCACCUCGCCGUCCGCCACGCCGGCCGCGACUGGGGCUCCGGCCACGGCGGCCAGCGGGGCGUCUAGUGCCAGUGGCCAAUCCAACACACCCCAAUGCACCAGAGCAGAACGGGAGCUGCUACGUGCAUGGGGAUUAAGCCGUUGAUGUCAAUGUCAGUGUCAGUGUCUGUGUCCGCCCAACAAAAUGUUGGCAAUAAGAGGAAACAGAGCCUUGCUCUUUGUCGGCGUCGUGAAACUGGUCAUGUGUCUUGGUUCGUCAUGACACGCUAAUUGAGUGUUCAUCGUGUCAAAACGGCCGUCGUCGAGUCUCGGGUUGGUCUCAAGAGUCAGUGUCCAGCGUCAUCGUGUGUCAACGUCAAGGGUCAGUCAUGUUCGUCGGAGCCUUCUCUUUCCAUUUUUCUUCUCCUGGUCGGUUGAGUUGGUUUGCCCCAGUCUCGGGACCAACCGCGCGUACUUCCUGUGUCUGUAGCAGAUUUCAGAGAAUCCAUCAAUGGAAUCGGGUGAGUUCGUGUCUAA
This is a messenger RNA of Setaria italica (foxtail millet), 1424 nucleotides long. RefSeq names its product protein DOG1-like 4. Lineage: Eukaryota; Viridiplantae; Streptophyta; Magnoliopsida; Poales; Poaceae. The record is from RefSeq and is a predicted model, not a curated record. The coding region runs from base 216 to 974 and encodes 252 amino acids. Gene Ontology annotation, molecular function: sequence-specific DNA binding. The transcript has a single exon. Gene Ontology annotation, biological process: DNA-templated transcription.